UAUGACAUACGUGUGACAUUUUGUUUUGAAUCCAAACUCGUGUUUGUGGUGCAAAAAGAAGAAAGAAGAAUACGAGGUCCUGGAAUUUGUGGAUUAGAUUAGAAAAUUUUGUAAUGUUCAGAUAAAUAUUCAUCAUGCCUCGUGAAAAGAGCAGGUACCGUGACAGACGGAGCUCGUCUCGGAGUAGCGAAUCAUCGUACGAAAGGAAGAAAUCUAAAAGCAAACACAGAAGGCGGUCGCGUUCUCGAGAUCGUUCAGAGUCCAGUAGCCACAGAAGAAAGCGUUCUAGUAGCAGGUCGAGGCAUAAGAGGCGGAGUUACUCAAGGAGUGUUUCUAGAGACCGGUAUGAAUCAAGGAAGAGACGGUCAACGUCGAGAUCCCGAGGGAAGAGGUCAAGGAAGUCAAUGUCGCGGGAUUCUCGCUCGCGGUCUAGUUCGCGGGGUAGAACUAAGCAUAGUAAGAGCAAGAAGUCUUCGAGACGAAGGUCCCGUUCUUCGAGCAGUAGAUCCAGCUCAUUUGACAUAGAACGUCCAUUACCAUCAAGGCUGGUGAAUCUUGAUGACACGGAGACAAAACUGGAGAAGGCAAUCAAAGCUGCAGAAGCCGCAGGGCUCACGAUGACCAAAAUUCCUACGUAUGAGUAUAAAGAAGUGGAAGUCAAGGAGGACAUGCCCACCAUUCAUGACAGAAAUCUGCUCGAGGAACUCAAUAGUGAAUCCUUCACUCAGAAAGCAUUUGUUUCGUCCAGAAACAAGAAACAAAACCAAAAUAUUGUGAUUGAUUUGAAUUCACAAACUGUGACUGUGCCGGAGACUGAGAUCAAAGUGCAGAGGGACGAUUCUAUUAUUGAUUUCAAUGAGAUUCCAAGUGAAGAAGAAUUGAAGGAAAUGUGGAUAAAGAAGAUGUAUCAAUACAGAAAGAAGAUGCUCAGGGGAGAUGUAUAAUAAUAAAUGAAAUAACGGAA
Molecule: messenger RNA, 964 nt
Organism: Ostrinia nubilalis (European corn borer)
Lineage: Eukaryota; Metazoa; Arthropoda; Insecta; Lepidoptera; Crambidae
Product: serine/Arginine-related protein 53
Exons: 3
Coding region: 135-944 (269 amino acids)
Source: RefSeq, a predicted model, not a curated record